UUUCUGGUUUGUUUUGAUUUUUGUGGUGUUUAAACACUAAUUUGUGUAAAUCAUGUUAAAUCUAUUUCAUUCAUUGCAAUAAGUGUGGAUUAUCUAUUAAGGUGAUUGACAAACAUGGAUUACCAUCUGCAUGUGCUAUAAGAAUGAUUUACAGCAAAGUUUUCUACAGAUCGCAAAAAUUGAACACUCGAAUCUAGUAUUACCGACCUCAGAGCAUGGGUUCCGAACAAUCCCAACUCCAGCAAACGGAGGGUAGCGCCGCACACCGAACUGCAAGUUUGCGUACCCAAUCCAGCAAUGCAACACCAACGCCAAUGCGUUCGUCGACCGGUGCAAAGCUGCUUCGCGGAAACACCAUUGCAGCGACGGAAAUAUCGGCACUCAGUUUGGAGGAUGGCGGUGGACCUUCCUAUUCAGGCACACCUUCCUCUGCCUACAUCUGUGAUUCGCGACCGGUGUCGCCUCCGAUGAGUGUGUGUUCCGAUUCCGAUCUACCAUACAUAUCAUACACCGAUCGGCCCAUAGGAGAUUCGCCUAAAUUACGUAAUAAGCAGCAGACGAAGAGUGGUGGGAAGAUACGUCCCAACAGUGUCAUCGUGGGCAGAACACAGGAAACGGUCCGCAACAACAGCGGCAGUGCCGGCAUUGGUAGGACCCGGCCAAACUCGACUGCGCACAACAUCGUAGUGGUAAAGUCGGCCACCGUUAAGGAGACUAGCGUCGAAAAAGAUGAGGACAUCGUGCGGCUACAGAGCAUUCCACAGUUCCUACCGGUGAUGCGAGGUACCCUUUCCCUGCCGGCUAAUCGUGAUCCGGAGGUGCUCGAACGACUCCAGCCAUCGCACAUGGCGAACAUGUGCAGCCGAUUGCAGACGCAUUUCAACACCUGUGCCACCCAGGUCGGAGCUGAGCAGCACCAGAUUACAAACAAGAUUAAAGAGGUGGACCAAGAAAUCUCCAGCGCGCUGGCGCAGCUGGUGCAGAAGCAGAAACUCUAUACCUCCUACGCGGAGACAUUUUCCAAGGUGCGGCUCAUAUCGCAGCAGCUAACCAGAUGUAAUGACAUUCUCAAUCAGAACAUUGAAAGCAUGGAGUAUUUGAAUAAUCUGCUCGACGUAGAGGACCGAUUGGAGCCGUUCGUGUGGAAAACGGAAUAGUUGGUAAAGGCCAGAAUGGCAACGUCGAUCAUUCAGUAUGUGUAAAUAGUAUAUAGGUAGUAAUAUUGUGCACUAGAUUUCGUUGCUUGCAUGCUUAUAAUGUUCUGGGUUAUUUAAGGAAAAUAAAACUGACAAUUUAUUGCA
Molecule: messenger RNA, 1301 nt
Organism: Topomyia yanbarensis
Lineage: Eukaryota; Metazoa; Arthropoda; Insecta; Diptera; Culicidae
Gene: BORCS5
Product: BLOC-1-related complex subunit 5
Exons: 5
Coding region: 216-1157 (313 amino acids)
Biological process (GO): positive regulation of anterograde synaptic vesicle transport; lysosome localization; organelle transport along microtubule
Cellular component (GO): BORC complex; synaptic vesicle membrane; cytoplasmic side of lysosomal membrane
Source: RefSeq, a predicted model, not a curated record